AAGAACGAACAAGAAGAACAAUUAAUUGAGAACCUCAGCUUAGUUUCACAGUGAGCACCAUGGAAUCAUAGUGGGUUUCUUCCUUUUUUCCUUACUUUACUCUUGAAAAUGACACCAAUUCCUCUCUGCUCCCCAAAAAAAGUAGCCAAGCAGCGAUCCCUUCAUUCCGGCGGGAUGUGAAGCUUCUUCACUGCUACAUUUUACUGUAAAUCCUCUCCGCCGUCCUCUCCGCCGCAGCUCCACCUCCCAUGGCGACCUUCUCUUGAGCUUCUUCGCCGCUCAUUUCACCCGUGGCUACUUCUUCAGGUAAAACAACAGGGCCAGAAGGGAUCAUUGUUGUCACUUUUGCAGUUACGUUCUUCAAGCAUCCUAUGUUACUUAAUUCCAAAUGAAGUUCUAUUCAGCAUCGUUGUUUCCUUUGUUUUUUGUUAUUGUUAAUCUACUUCCCUUUGCCAUUGCCGACCUUGAAUCCGACAAGCAAGCUCUUCUUGACUUUGCAUCUUUGGUUCCACAUCGUCGGAGCCUCAACUGGAACGACACUGCCUCUGUAUGCACAACUUGGGUUGGCAUUACUUGCAGUGAAGAUGGAACUCAUGUGGUUACCCUCCGGUUACCGGGGAUCGGACUUGUCGGUUCGAUUCCUUCUAACACUCUAGGGAAACUUCAUGGUCUCAAGGUUCUUAGUCUCCGUUCCAACCUCCUUAGCGGAAGAAUACCGUCCGAUAUCACUUCACUUCCUUCUCUUCAAUAUCUUUUUCUCCAACGGAAUAACUUCUCUGGUGGUGUUCCGUCCUCCUUUUCGCCUACUCUUAACGUAUUGGACCUAUCGUUCAAUUCAUUAGAAGGGAAGAUUCCAAAGUCUAUACAAAAUUUGACACAACUAACUGGAUUGAACCUUCAGAACAACAAUCUUUCUGGUUCUAUACCCGGUAUCGACCUCCCGAAGCUCAAGCAUUUCAAUAUAAGCUAUAACCAUCUCGUUGGUUCUAUUCCGACUUCUUUGAAUACAUUCCCGAGUUCGUCGUUCAUUGGAAAUCCUUCAUUAUGUGGAGCGCCUGUAAACGCUUGCUCCGUAGACCUUUCUCCAGCUCCUAAUGCUCCAUCUUCACCUGCCAUUUCUCAAAAGCAGAGCUCGAAAAAACUGAAGAUGGGAGUUAUCAUUGCUAUUGCAGUUGGUGGAUUCUUCCUUCUAUUCCUUGGAGUUCUUUUUAUGGUUUUGUGUUGUUUAAGGAAAAAGGACGGUGAACGCUCCGGCACAAGAAAAGGGAAGGUUUCGGGUGGCGGGAGAAGUGAAAAACCGAAAGAGGAGUUCGGUAGUGGCGUGCAGGAGCCUGAGAAAAACAAGCUGGUGUUUUUUGAAGGCUGUUCGUUUAACUUCGAUCUUGAAGAUCUAUUGAGAGCUUCAGCUGAAGUGCUUGGAAAGGGCAGCUAUGGAACAGCUUAUAAAGCUGUUCUGGAGGAACCUACCACUGUUGUCGUGAAAAGGUUGAAGGAAGUGGUGGUGGGGAAGAGGGAGUUUGAACAACAAAUGGAGAUUGUGGGAAGGAUCACGCAGCACCCGAAUGUCAUGCCACUCCGAGCGUAUUAUUACUCAAAGGAUGAAAAGCUCCUCGUUUAUGAUUACGUCCCGGGAGGCAGCUUGUCGUCACUUUUGCAUGGAAACAGAGGUGGGGAAAGAACUCCGCUCGACUGGGACUCGAGAGUGAAGAUCGCUCUUGCAACGGCGAAGGGAAUUGCUCAUAUCCAUACAGUGGGCGGUCCGAAAUUCACCCAUGGAAAUAUCAAGGCCUCAAACGUUCUCCUAACUCAAGAUGUGAAUGCCUGUGUUUCCGACUUUGGCCUUACUCCUCUUAUGAAUGUCCCAACUUCUCGAACUGCAGAUUAUCGUGCGCCCGAGGUGAUCGAAGCUCGGAAACACACACACAAGUCAGAUGUUUACAGCUUUGGUGUUCUUCUUCUCGAAAUGUUAACUGGAAAAGCUCCCCUGCAAUCACCACGUCGUGACGAUAUGGUCGAUCUCCCUCGGUGGGUCCAGUCUGUUGUGAGGGAGGAAUGGACAGCUGAGGUUUUCGAUGUCGAGCUAAUGAGGUACCAGAAUAUCGAAGAAGAGAUGGUGCAGAUGUUACAAAUAGCAAUGACUUGUGUAGCGAAGUUGCCCGACAUGAGACCGAGCAUGGACGAAGUCGUUAGAAUGAUCGAAGAAAUCCGGCAAUCUGACUCGGAGAACCGGCCAUCGUCCGAAGAGAACAAAUCGAAGGACUCAAAUGUGCAGACCCCAUGAAUUCAUUCAUUUAGAUUGUGUUUAUUUUCAUUAUUUGAGGAAGAAUUGUGCAAAUUAGGAAGGCUAAGUUCAAUCAUUUUCUUUCCAACAUUACCCCCAGACCUUUUGGCUUCUAUGCGUUUGUGCUUUGUAGAGUUCAUCAUCUGAUUUUUAAGUUUCUUUAGGUUUGAUUGAAUGUGAACCAUCUGAUUUGAAUUCAUUAGUUUUUUUCUAA
Cucurbita pepo subsp. pepo (vegetable marrow) is the source of this 2495-nucleotide messenger RNA. Its product is annotated as putative inactive receptor kinase At5g58300. The record is from RefSeq and is a predicted model, not a curated record. Gene Ontology annotation, biological process: protein phosphorylation. Lineage: Eukaryota; Viridiplantae; Streptophyta; Magnoliopsida; Cucurbitales; Cucurbitaceae. Gene Ontology annotation, molecular function: ATP binding; protein binding; protein kinase activity.